This is a messenger RNA of Podarcis lilfordi (Lilford's wall lizard), 3258 nucleotides long. NCBI's taxonomy places the organism in Eukaryota, Metazoa, Chordata, Lepidosauria, Squamata, Lacertidae. The record is from the annotation of a GenBank genome assembly.
AUGGAGAACCUGGAGGCCAUCGUGCUGGUGAUCCUGGCCACGCACAACCUGGUGCGCCUGCACCUGCACCGGGGCGGCGUGGCUGCCCGCGCCCGGCGGACGAUGCGCCGCGUGAUGGCCAACCACGUCUCGCUGCUGCACCAGCUGCUGCCCGACGCGUGUCCGGACAGCGAGGCGCGCCUGGUGGCCGAGGAGCUCCACGCCGGGCCGCACCGCUUCUGGUCGCGCCAGGUGAGCCAGGACUGGUGGGAGCGCGUGGUGCUGGAGACGUGGCAGCCCAGCCAGUGGCUGCAGGGCUUCCGCAUGACCAAGGACACCUUCCUGGCGCUGUGCGAGGAGCUGCGGCCGGAGCUGCAGCGCCAGACCACCACCAUGCGGGCGCCGCUGAGCGUGGAGAAGCGCGUGGGCAUCGCCCUCUGGAAGCUGGCCACCACCGAGUGCUACCGCUCCGUGGCCGCGCACUUCGGGGUGGGGCGCUCCACCGUCGGGGAGGUCUUCAUCGAGGUGUGCCUGGCCAUCGAGAAGCUGCUCUUCAGGAAGGUGGUGGCCCUCGAGGACCCCAAAGAGGUGAUGGUAGUUUUAUUUUUAUUUAUGUACUUGAAUUUCCCCCUCCCUUUGUUACUACUACUACUACUUUGUUUGUUUAUUGUGUGUGUGAAUUUUUUAUUAAAUUUUCUGUUUUACAAUUUAAAAUACUCAUGUUACACCCUUAAGAUAUUCAAUGACUUCCUUUCUUCUCUUUCCAUGGUUCACUUUAGAUAUCAUAAACCCCUGCAUGUUUUACAAAAACUAUACCAUUCAGUAUUCCAUUACUGCACCUAUCAAAACUUAUUUACUGUUGAAUAUAUCUUAAUGCUGCCAGCCUUUUUAGCUGCACACAAUUAUUUCCCAUCUAUUCAAUAAAUGCUUUCCAGUCUUCUUUAAACAUUCUUUAAACUUAGAACAUCUUGUUCUAUUUGUUUAUUUAUUGUUGUGUUGACAUUUCUUUCUCUCUCUCUCUCUCUCUCUCUCUCUUUCUACUAUUCCUUUUCUUUUCUGUUUUAUAAAGAUUUUUAUUAGUUUUACAUAAAGUUAUACACAACAACGAUAACCAUUCCAAAACAAAAAUAUUCAAAGGUUCUUUCGAAUCUUCCAACCUCCUUCCCUCCUUCCAUGGGUUCCAUUCUAAAGAUUUUUUUCUUUUUCUUUUUUCCUGCAUCUUUUACCAAUAUCUAUCUAUUAUAUAAUCACAGUAACCAAAGUUCAUUUCACUUUACAAGUAUCAUUGUAUUCCUGCCAAUGAUUUCAACUGUCUACAGUUGUCUUUCAAGUAUAUUAAAAAGUUACUCCAAUCUUUUAAGAAUACUUGGUCUUCCUGGUUUCUGAUCUUUCCCGCCAGUCUUGCCAUUUCUGCAUAUUCCAUCGGCUUGGUCCGCACUCUUCUCUGGUCGGUACUUCUUUCUUUCCAUCUCUGGGCUAGAAGCAUUCUUGCUGCUGUCGUUGCAUACAUAAAUAGUCUUUUAUUUUAUUUUGGUAGUUCCUCACCUACCAUACAUUAGAGAAAAGCGUCUGGUUUUUUAACAAAACUUUUGUUAAACAUUUUCUUUAACUCAUUAUACUGUAUUUUUCGCCCUAUAGGACGCACUUUUUCCCCUCCAAAAAUGAAGCGGAAAUGUGUGUGCGUCCUAUGGGGCGAAUGCAGGCUUUCCCGGGCUUCCUGCAGCUCCGCGCCACCCCCUGGAUCCCGGCGCGAAGCUGUGCGGGGCUCUGGAGGGUGGCGUGGAGCUGCCUACGCUCCAGGGCUUCCUGCAGCUCUGCGCCACCCUCUGGAUCCUGGCGCGAAGCCGCGCGGGGCUCCGGAAGGUGGCGCAGAGCUGCCUGCGCUCCAGGGCUUCCUGCAGCUCUGCGCCACCCUCUGGAUCCUGGCGCGAAGCCACGCGGGGCUCCGGAGGGUAGCGCAGAGCUGCCUGCAUUCCGGAGCCUGGUGCGCGCUGAAGAGCGCCCCCGGGCUUCGCGCACCUCUCCGUGAGGGAGACCGGCACAGCUCCCUAGGCUUGCAGAUAGCAGGCUGUUCUGGGGGCUGGGGUCGGGGGAAGCUUGGGCUUCCCCUGCGCCUGCCCCUGUGCCUGGGGAGGGGAUAAUUUUUUUUCUUUAUUCCCCCCCCCCAAAAAAAUUAGGUGCGUCCUAUGGGGUGGUGCGUCCUAUGGGGUGAAAAAUAUGGUAUAUCAUUUCCUAGAAAGCUUUUACCACCCCACAGGACCACCACUGAGCUGUAUAGAACCAGCUCAAAUCUGUGCUGAAAAUGUAAAAGGAAAGAGGGUACCUUUUAUCUACUACGUAUUCCUUUUCUGGGACUGAUUGAUUGAUUAUAUUUCUAUGCCAGUUUUCAUCCAGACGACUCCCAAAGCAACCUGAUGCCCACUAGAUGUUUAAGACUCCAAGUCCCAUCAUUCCAAGUUCUGACCGGGGCUGAUGUAGUACAAAACACCUGGCUAGCACCUGUUUCAGGAAGCCUGGCCUGGAUGAUGAUGAUGGGUCGAUCGGCUUUCUAAUUCUUCCAUCUUUUUGUUUUGAAAGGUCAUGGCAGGAUUUGAGGAAAUGGGGUUUCCCAGCUGUGUGGGGGUCAUGGACAGGACCCACAUCCCCAUCAUCUGCACUGUCCGAAAGGGGACCAACAUCAGCCAAAAGGGGUUCUUCCCUAUGUCAAUGCAAGGCACGGUGGACCACAAGGGCCGCUUCAUUGACAUCGAACUCAGCUGGUGCGGUAAAGAUAAGGACGCCUCCUUCUUCCGAAACCUAGCCCUGUGUGAGGCGAUGGACCAAGGGUCGUUCGUACCAGGGACUCAUUCAAUGACCAUUGGCAACGUGGAGAUCCCCCCGCUCAUCUUGGCCGACGCGUCCUACCCCUUGAAGAAGUGGCUCAUGAAGCCCUUCACUGGUAACCUCAGCCCCCGCCAAGAACAUUUCAACUCCCGCCUAAGUGACUGCAAGAAGGUGGCCGAAGAGGCCUUUGGGCGGCUGAAGGGACGGUGGAGGUGCCUGGCCACCCGCUUGGAGGUGGCCGAAGAGAACAUUAUCCCCGUGGUGGUGGGGUCCGUCGUGCUCCACAAUAUUUGCGAGAAUCGUGGACAUGCUUUGGUGGACGGGCCUUGGGCCCAAGACGGCGUGUGGGACCAGGCCCCUGAGGGACACUUGAGGCUCCCAACGUCCCCAGAGGAUGCACGGGAUGGGAGCCUGGUGAGGGAAGCUCUGGCAAGCUACUUCAUGAGCAAUUCCUAA